AUGUCGGCCACAAUGAAGUCUGCCAGGCGUGUCAAGCCCCCACCUGGUGAAGCUGCUCCAUCUACUGUUCGCCUUUCUACCGAAUCUCUCAAAGGAAGAGAACGCCAUGAUGGCGCCGUUGAAAGCAUGGCGCCCAAUGCUGGCGACGAUUGGCUACCCCCAAAAACUCUCUUAAAACCAGCUGGUCAACUACAACUAUCCGAUCCUGAACUCAACGAAGAGUUGACUCGCAUCCUAAAUGCAAACAACCCACAUGCACCUCAAAAUAUUGCUAGAUACAACAACAACGAACGCGCUUUCAAAGCUGUUCCCUACACCGAUCACGUAGUAGUCCAUUUCGAAUUCGACGGUUAUAUGGUCUACACUGGUGGAGAGGAUGGUGAUGGUCAAAACCCUCUUGUAGCCGUCGCUGCUGGUGUCAAUGCCGGCACAACUACCUCAUCCUCCACUGAACCUGUAGUGCAGCAAUCUAUGCGUCCGACCACUGGAGAAGCUGAUGGAGGUGAAGACGGGGAUGGCGUGCCUAAACUGGGUGCUCCAUCUCGAAAUCAAUUCAACUUUAGCGAACGGGCUUCUCAAACAUUGAAUCAUCCCUACAGAGAUCGAUGGACCAAUACCGAGCCACCACCGAAACGUACAUUCUCAGACACUGUAAAUCAAUGGGCUAUAUUCGACGCAUACAUUGAAGAUGCCCAACAAAAGGAAAAGGCUGCUGCUAAAGCCAAGGCCCCUGCUUCAGGAGGUGCUAAAACUCAGAAAGAUGACCACGUCGCUCUAUUGCCAGCUUCAGAUGCUCCAACGCAUUCCGAGUCUGAAAUACAUCGAAAUGCUGAACUACGACGGGCAUUGGCAAUGGUUGAGAGAAUGGCAAACCAAAACACAUUCGACGAUGUCACUCAGGACUACAAGUACUGGGAAGACGCAGGUGAUGAAUUUAGAGAAGGUCGAGGAGGGGUAUUAUUGCCACUUUGGAAAUUCACUUGUGAAAAAGAGAAGAGAAAGCAAACUACUGCUAUAUGCUGGAAUCCUGCAAAACAUGACUUGUUUGCUGUGGGUUAUGGUAGUUACGAAUUCACUCGACAAGGUCCUGGAAUGGUUGCCUGCUUUUCAUUGAAGAAUCCAAGUCAUCCAGAAUAUCUUUUCGUUACCGAAGCUGGUGUCAUGUCUGUAGAUUUCCAUCCACAGUAUCCCUCCUUAUUUGCCGUUGGACUAUACGAUGGAUCCGUGGCAGUAUACAACCUCCAAAAGAAGACCGAUGCACCCAUCUUCAAAUCUACUUCAAAGUCAAAGCAUGCUGAUCCCGUCUGGCAGGUUGCAUGGCAAAAGGACGAUCUAGAUGACAACUCCAACUUUUUCUCGAUAUCAUCCGAUGGCCGUGUUGUUCAAUGGACACUUCUUAAGAACGAGCUCGUCAUGAGUGAUGUCAUCAAACUGCAAAUAGACAAUGAUGUCGGUCCAGUUGCCGAUAUUGCACCAGCAGCAGGCCCAACAAUAGCAACUGCAUCAACCGCUGUUGCAGCACUCAACCUGGACGAUGAUAAAAAGUUGUUCGGUUUGGAAGGAGGUUGUUCCUUUGACUUUAAUCGAUCAUCCGACCACUUGUUUAUUGUUGGAACAGAAGAAGGACGAGUGCACAAGUGCUCAAAACUGUAUAAUUCACAGUAUUUGCUCUCCUUUGAAGGACAUCAGAUGGCUGUGUACACAGUCAAGUAUAAUCCCUUCUUGCCUCGAGUGUUUUUAACUGCUUCAGCGGACUGGACUGUAAAAUUAUGGGAUCACGAUCAAACUAAACCGUUGAUGACGUUUGAUCUAUGCUCGCCUGUGGGUGAUGUUGCAUGGGCACCUUAUUCAAGUACGGUCUUUGCUGCUUGUACAUCUGAUUGCAAGGUCUACGUAUAUGAUUUGAGUGUAAACAAGUACGCUCCCAUUUGUGAGCAAGCCGUCGCCAAGAAGGCCAAGCUGACACAUUUGGCAUUCUCAUUGAAUGAACCUCUAUUAUUGGUCGGUGAUGAUCGUGGACAUGUGCAGUCUUUGAAGUUGUCGCCAAAUCUUCGACGAAUCGGAGGCACUCGAGGUGGAGAUGUGUCAGAAGAUCAAAAGCUAGCUGAUAUACUUGGCAUUUAA
Messenger RNA from Synchytrium microbalum, 2124 nucleotides. RefSeq lists its product as uncharacterized. The transcript has 9 exons. Gene Ontology annotation, molecular function: dynein heavy chain binding; dynein light chain binding. Bases 1 to 2124 code for a protein of 707 amino acids. Gene Ontology annotation, cellular component: outer dynein arm. The record is from RefSeq and is a predicted model, not a curated record. NCBI's taxonomy places the organism in Eukaryota, Fungi, Chytridiomycota, Chytridiomycetes, Synchytriales, Synchytriaceae. Gene Ontology annotation, biological process: outer dynein arm assembly; cilium movement.